GUGCCCGACAUGUUUGCCUUCAGGAACCAGCCCUUCAAGACUCUGUACCUCCUCAUCUUCAUACCAGUCACCCUCUUCGUUCGUCUGCCAUACUGGGUGCUCAUCUCCGCUAUUCCCGCCUUCAGGCCACAUAAAACAUGGUCCUUGAAGCGCACCAUCAGUCUCUACGUCAUCAUCGUCGCCAACAACUUACCCUUCCAGAUCGGGUUUAGGGCUCCCCCGGGUGACCCAGCAAAGGACAGUGUCAGCCCCGAGACCACUGGUUUCGCGUGGGUCGAUGCAGUACCUGAGCAGCUCGUCACUGGUGAACUCGCCGAGCUCGCUCGUCAGAACCAGGUGAAGCCCGCAAGGAUUUUCGGAUACUGGUAUGGAGUCCGCGACGAACAUGGAAAACCCGGCCAGCAUGCAGCCAAGGGGGAGCGCGUUUUGUACUACAUCCACGGUGGAGGCUACGUCAAAGGCUCGUCUCACCCUUCUAGCAUGUGGACGAACAUACCGAAAGGAUUCGUCGAGAAAUGCGCCAACAUCGCAAAGCGAUCCUUUGCGGUCGAGUCUCGUCUGUCUUCUUCCGCCCCCUUCAAGCCUGAGAACCCGUUCCCCGCGUCAGUUAUCGAUGCAUUAUCAGGCUACCGAUACCUCGUCGAGGUCCUUGGUUUCGAAACGCAGAACAUCAUCGUCUCCGGCGACUCCUCCGGCGGACACGUUGCGAGCAACCUCGUGCGCUACCUCAUCAACGCCAGUCUCUCUGGUCUCGCGGCGCCCGGCGCGCUUUUCCUGCUCUCGCCGACCAUGGACUGGGCCAACACACACCUCGGUACGGCAGCGUCCACGAUGGAACAAAAUCACGCGACGGACUUCGUGCGCGAGGUGCUGCUCAACGGGUACAGCGCGACGAGCAUGCGGGGCAGCCUCGACGCAAGCGAACUCGAGACGAACCCGUGGCUGUCGCCCGCCUCGCUGAAGCUGGAACAGACAGAGGGUCUGUUCGCGAAUUACCCGCCGACCGCGAUCGUGGCUGGGAGCCUCGAGCAGACCGUCGACGCCAUGCGCACGUUCCGCGACCGCCUCGAGAGCGACAGCGGGCGAGACAAGGUCGUCUACUUCGAGUACCCCAACGUGUUCCACGAUUGGCUAAUGGUGACGUCGCUCGAGCCUGAGCGGAGCCAGGCGUAUAGUGACCUGGGCAAGUGGUUGAAUGGGGUAUAUGGCGUUUAGAGUGGGUGAUGUACGGUGUGCAGGGUGGGAGGUCUUGACGGGUUUGGCUGGGUACAUUUUCAUUUUUCUCUUCCGCAAUUCCUACGUUAUAAACCCACCAUACUCCCUACAAUCGCUUCCCCGUGUUUAUGUUCUCUUACGAGAUUUUCCCAUCCUUUUGCUUGGGCUCGCAUUCGUACGGUUGCCGACUGCGCCUUCGAGCUUCGCAUGUGCAUUACAGGCGCGGCCAUUUAUUGGUGUAAGGAGCAGAAUCCGUGUCGGGCCUGCAAAAUAUGAGCGAACAACCAUAGUGUGUGUAGCGUCG
Molecule: messenger RNA, 1519 nt
Organism: Phanerochaete carnosa HHB-10118-sp
Lineage: Eukaryota; Fungi; Basidiomycota; Agaricomycetes; Polyporales; Phanerochaetaceae
Exons: 3
Coding region: 10-1215 (401 amino acids)
Molecular function (GO): hydrolase activity
Source: RefSeq, a predicted model, not a curated record